UCUACUUUUGGAUCAGAGACGCUUGGCCUAAUUGGACGUCGUCAUUCUGUGUUUGAGAGUGUCACGAACAGUGAUUGGCCGUUCCGGAUGUUGGCGAUGCACUGGCGGAUGGUUGAGUGUGGAGAUUUGCCGUGCAGACUUAAGAAAAGAGUGGUGAAAAUCCGUCAGUGUGCCAGAGCUGAGCUCAGUAGCAAACACAGCCAAUAGGUCACCGAAGCGCGCUGGGUCGUCUUUUAGGCAGGUUGAAUAUCCACGUUUGUAAUUCUCUCUGCUGACAUAUUUGGACACAGAUGUAUUUUUCUGAGUGUAGGUAGAACACACUUUUUUUUUUCAGAGGCAUUGAUGGAAGAACAGCGGGACCUAAACAGCGCGGACAGCAGCGAGGGAGAGAGCGUUUCCCCGUCGCUGGCCAUCCUGCCUCUGCAGGCCGGCCCACAGACCAACAGAACAACAAACUUCUUCAUCGACAACAUUUUGCGGCCGGAUUUCGGAUGCAAGAAGGAAUUCGGUCUGAGUCCGAGAGAGAAGGCACAAAGCUCUGGUCCGGAGCGGCUUCACCCGGUCCUUGGCAGACCGUUCUCCAGGACACCGUGCCUGGACUCCAGCUGCAGCAGCGACAGCACUUCAUCCUCCACCGUUUCUGCGGCCAGUGCCACAAAGAGCAGCAGCAGCAGCAGCAGCAGCGAGAGAGUCACGGCCACCGCGGGCUCUGAUGAGAACAGCGAAGAGUUAAAGUACGUGGAGAAGGACGAGGAACAUUCCGCCUCCUCGCUGGUGGUGAUGACCGGGACCGGGACCCCCACACCGGAGAGCCAGGCCCUGCUCUGGCCCGCCUGGGUCUACUGUACCCGGUACUCGGACAGGCCUUCUUCUGCAGGCCCAAGGACGCGGAAAUUGAAAAAGUGUAAAAGCUGCAAAGACGACAAGCGGCCGCGCACGGCCUUCACGGCGGAGCAGCUCCAGAGGCUGAAGACCGAGUUCCAGGUGAACCGGUACAUCACGGAGCAGCGGCGGCAGGCUUUGGCCCGGGAGCUCAACCUCAACGAGUCUCAGAUCAAAAUCUGGUUUCAGAAUAAAAGGGCCAAGAUAAAAAAGGCCAGUGGCUUCAAGAACGGGUUGGCGUUGCAGCUGAUGGCACAGGGACUCUACAACCAUUCAACCACAACCGUACAGCAGGACAAAGAGGACAGCGACUGAGGUGGCUGAGCUGGACCCGGGACAGCGCAUCACGGAUCGGUGGGAGGGUUCAGUGUUUGGCUGCAGWGUUCAAACCAAGCUGUUCGUCCUCUUCACCGACUCUUCACAACUGUCGCCGAUUAAAAAAAGAGGAAACAAAAGACUACCAAAGAUUUUCCACGGAGAGCUGAACGACAGUUUUAAUCAACUUCAGGUUCUGCUGAAACCGGGACAACAGGUUCGGCUGCAAUAAUAAUAAUAAUAAUACUAAUACUACUACUGCUUCUCAACAACAGAUGAUGUUCGGCAAAUUCAGACUGACAUUAAUUAUAAGAUCCAGAUGUGCCAUGACUUUAGCGAUCAGCGAGCCAAGUGCUGCUGUUAAGUUUGUCUGCUGCGAUUCCCCACAUAGAACUGAACGAAAAAAAACAACCUGUUCAGUUCUGAUUAGCCCAACAAACGAUGGACUGCUGAGUAAAUAACCUAAAAAGAACCUAAUUCGUCCUGGGAAAUGUGUUGGCCUAUAUUAUGCUAAGAGACAUUUCUUUUUCUUUCUUUUUUUGUUUUUUUUUUUGUAGGGCAGCAAGAGUCCCGAUAAAUACGGUAAAAUGCUCCGUAAAUGUUCUUCGUAAGCACAAAACAUUACGAAUUAAAUAAAAUAAAAAUAUAGAAAAUGUCAUGUUUAUACGGUUUGUAAUUAAAUAUUUUAA
This is a messenger RNA of Poecilia reticulata (guppy), 1886 nucleotides long. Lineage: Eukaryota; Metazoa; Chordata; Actinopteri; Cyprinodontiformes; Poeciliidae. The record is from RefSeq and is a predicted model, not a curated record.